CUCUCUGGACAAGCGGAAGAUGCGACAGUUUCUAUUUACGGGCUUCAAUGCAUUUGGGCAGCAUAAUAUCAACAAAAACAACAACAGUUGUCGCACUUCCGGUCCCGUUGUUGCCUUAACCGAAAUAUGUACUCCACGCGACAGCAAUGAGUACCCAAUGAUAAUUGCUCCAUGCUGGCGUUACACGGCUUAUGCUGUGGGUCAAAGGCUAUUUCUGCAAGGAUUGUUCGACUCACAGCCGGGGGAAUGCCUGGAAGUGGAGGCAGCUGUGAGGAUUAAAGCACUGGCUGCCUGUGACAACCAUUGCCUGGUGCUGCUGCAGAAUGGCGAGCUCUUCAAGCUGGCAGCCAAGUUACGGGCGCAACUGGUGCAGAUCAAAUUGGAAAAUCCUCCAAUUGCAGCAGCCACCAAGCGGACUAUUUUUGGAGAUGCAAAGAGAAUUGCUUGUGGGUCGCCAGGUGAAAUUACUCACAUUGCCUGUGGCUCGCACAUCAAUGUGGCCAUCAGUGCUGGGAAUGCCAUCUACAGCAUACCCAGUUGCCUGCACCAGUUUCCGGUGCGUCAGUGGCGAGUGCAGCAGCUGGAAUGUGGAAAUGAGCAUGCCAUCUUGCUCAACGGCAAUGGAGAUGUCUACAGCUGGGGCAACGGCCUGCGCGGCCAACUGGGUCACGAGGCAUUGGGCGUGCAAGAAACGCCUCGACUCAUCGACGCGCUUGCCGGCAUUAAGAUAACACACAUUGCCGCUGGUGGUUGGCAUAGUGCGGCAAUUUCAGCAUUUGGCGAUCUCUAUACGUGGGGCUCCAAUUGCAAUGGUCAGCUGGGUAUGCGCGUCCUGAAACCCGGUGGCUUGCUAAAGGAGCCCACGGUUUAUCCACUGCCUCAGCUGCAUGAUUUGCCCGAAUGCUGUGAAGCUGCUCAAGAUGCGGAUGCUGAUGCUGUCUGCUCACCCUUAAGGAUAUGUGCUGGCUCGCGGCACACGCUGCUGGUGCGCAGCUGUGGUCGGGUUUGGGGCAGUGGCUGGACAAUCCAUGGUCAGUUGGGCAAACAGCUCGAAAAACGGACAUAUUUGGACAAAUUCGAAGCCAUUUACGAUGCACCUGCAAAUUACGAUUAUAAUGUGAUUUGUGGUCCUUGGGCCACAUUAAUUAUGUUGUCUAAGUAAAUACGUAUUUUUAUGUCUUAAAA
This is a messenger RNA of Drosophila grimshawi, 1185 nucleotides long. RefSeq names its product ultraviolet-B receptor UVR8. Lineage: Eukaryota; Metazoa; Arthropoda; Insecta; Diptera; Drosophilidae. The transcript is spliced from 4 exons. The record is from RefSeq and is a predicted model, not a curated record. Bases 20 to 1162 code for a protein of 380 amino acids.